GGCUAGCUUUAAAAACAGUCUUUUCAGAAUGAAAGCACACAUAUAAUUACAUCAAAUGGCUUAAUAACACUCCAGUUUGUAACUGGGAGCUGAUCAGGGCCUUCUUUUCUUCCAGUGCAUUGUUUUAGAUAAGAGGCAUCUGGGGUCUUACAAUGACAUGCAACUGAGCCCCCCCCUUCCUCUGUCUCUGAAUUUCUCUCCUUUUUUCUCCACUCUCUUUUUCUCCAGCUGGUGCAAUUUAUUGCUGCUGCCUCCCAGAUCAAGAUAACCUGCUCAGUCAGCUGGAGCCCCCUGCAGACAGCUGUCUCUCUUUCAGCUGAUGGAAAACUGCCACUAGUCAGUGAAUAGGAAGCGAGCGGCGCAGCAUCCUCCGUACAGCAUCAGCACAAGCAGCAGCCCUGGGCUCUAUUGUUCCUUGGUGUUAAAUGGUUUUUUCCUUUUCAACUGGCAUGCACAAUAGCUGGGAAGAGGAUUCUGUUCUCUGUGACUUAAAAAGGAACACUGAGGAGGGAGACGCUAUUAGGAGUGUGCUAUUCAUUGUGUACAAGCUGUAACAGCAUCGCUGCCUUCCGAAGGCAUGGGGUUAGCGGGGAGAAGCACCGGCUUUUCUGGUACCCCUGCUUCUUCCCUUGGAGUGAUUGUUCUUCUUCUUGGUGGGAUCUGGGCUGCUGAGAGUGAAUCUGAAACCAAAACUAUAUACGUAUGGAAGACUGGUCCCUGGGGCAGAUGUAUGGGAGAUGAAUGUGGUCCUGGAGGUAUUCAAACAAGAGCAGUUUGGUGUGCCCAUGUUGAAGGAUGGACAACUCUCCCUACAAACUGUAAGCAGACAGACAGACCAGAAAACCAACAGAACUGUUUUAGAGUUUGCGACUGGCACAAGGAAAUGUAUGACUGGCAGUUAGGAAGCUGGAAUCAGUGCAAACCAGUCAUAUCAAGAUCUUCAGAGAAACCUACAGAAUGUACUAAGGGUGAGGAAGGCAUUCAGACUAGAGAAGUAACAUGCAUCCAGAAAGCAAAUGGAGCAAUAGCUGAUGAUAGUAUUUGUGAAUACUUUGAACCUAAGCCUCGACUGGAACAAGGCUGCCUCAUCCCCUGCCCUCAAGACUGCAUCGUAUCAGAAUAUUCUCCAUGGUCAGAAUGCUCCAGGACAUGUGGCAAUGGAUUAAAACACAGAACCCGAGAUGUUAUUACUUUGGCUCAGUUUGGUGGAUCAGCAUGUCCUAACCUUACAGAAUACAUUAUAUGUCAGUCUACCCCAUGUGAGGGUGAAGAAAAUAUGUACAGUUUGAGUGUUGGACCCUGGAGUUCUUGUUCUGUUCCACUUUCUAGACAUGUAAGACAGGCUGGUAAACGAGGGAAAAACAGAGAACGAGCAAAGGAAAGAGAAAAGGCAGUGAAGGAUCCGGAAGCAAGAGAGCUUAUUAAAAAGAAAAGAACCCGGAACAGAAAGAAUAGACAGGAGAAUAGAUAUUGGGAUAUACAGAUUGGUUACCAGACAAGACUGGUGACAUGUAUGCACCGAAAUGGAAAAACUGCUGCAUUAAGUUUUUGUCAACAGGAAAAGUUGCCAAUUACUUUCCAGUCUUGUGUUGUUGACAAGGAGUGCCAAGUGUCUGAGUGGGCAGAAUGGAGUCUGUGCUCCAAGGCUUGUGAUAUGGCAUCUGUUGGAUAUCGCACUAGAAAACGGACUAUCAAACUAUUUCCAAUCGGGAAUGGAAAUGAAUGUCCAGAACUAGAAGAAACAGAACAAUGUACUUCUCCUCCAGAUGGGCCACAAGUUUGUAUUCAAUACACCUGGAGAGCUACAGAAUGGACUGAAUGUCGGGUUGAUCCUUUGUUAAGCCAGCAGGAUAAAAGGAGAGGUAACCAGACUGCACUAUGCGGUGGAGGAAUUCAAACACGGGAGAUUUACUGUGUACCAGCAAAUGAAAAUCUGCUUUCUUACCUCAACAAUGUGAAAGAUAAAGAAGACAGCCAUUCUUACAGCACAUCAAAGUCUAGCGCGGCUCCAUUUCUAUCAAUCACUUUUGAAAUAUCAGCAUCCAAGCCUGUUGAGGCCAAGCUGUGUUCGGAACCACCACUAAGUACAAGCCAGCUUUGCCAUGUUCCAUGCCCGAUCGAGUGUGAGGUUUCUGCAUGGUCAGCAUGGGGGCCUUGCACGUUUGAAAACUGUGAUGACCAACAAAGCAAAAAAGGUUUCAAGCUUAGAAAGCGAUAUGUAACCAAUGAACCGACCGGUGGGACUGGCAAUUGUGCUCAUCUUUUAGAAGCCAUUCCUUGUGAAGAACCAUCUUGCUAUGACUGGCGACUGGAUAAGCUCGAAGAGUGUAUUCCUGACAAUGGAAACAAUUGUGGAUCAGGAACUCAGGUGCCUGUUGUCACAUGCAUUAAUAGUGAUGGAGAAGAGGUUGAUAGACAACAAUGCAGAGAUGCCAUCUAUCCGAUCCCAAUUUUGUGUGAUGUUCCCUGCCCUAAGGACUGUGUUCUCAGCAUGUGGUCUGAAUGGUCUUCCUGCUCACACACCUGCUCUGGCAAAACAACAGAAGGACGACAGACACGGACGCGAUCCAUUCUCGCUUACGCAGGUGACGGAAGAAUUCCUUGCCCAGAAAGCAAUGCUCUGCAAGAGAUCCGUAGCUGUAAUGAGCAUCCUUGUACUGUUUAUCACUGGCAGACUGGUCCCUGGGGACAGUGCACUGAGGAUGUCACGGUUUCAGCUUUCAAUUCAUCCAACUGGAAUGGUGAAGCCACUUGUGCACUAGGGAUGCAAACCAGGAAAAUCAUCUGUGUUCGAGUCAACGUGGGACAGGUUGGACCCAAAAAAUGUCCUGAAAGCCUUCGUCCAGAAACAAUGAGGCAGUGUCUGCUUCCAUGUCGGAGGGAUUGCAUAGUUACACCAUAUAGUGACUGGACUACUUGCCCCACCUCCUGCCAAGAUGGCGAUGUAGCCAUAAAAAAACAGACUCGUCACCGUGUCAUUAUCCAACUCCCAUCUUAUGGAGGCCGUGACUGCCCAGAUACUUUAUACGAAGAAAAUGAAUGUGAAGCUCCUGCGACCUGUCACAGCUACCGCUGGAAAACACAUAAAUGGAGAAGAUGCCAAUUGGUGCCAUGGUAUGUCCGGCAAGACAGCCCUGGAGCUUAUGAAACUUGUGGGCCUGGAUUACAAGCCAGAGCAAUUACUUGUCGCAGGAAGGAUGGUGCACAGGUAGAAGUUGCUGAUUGCCUUGCCAAUGCUGGUCCAUUGCCUCCUUUAACACAGUCCUGCCAGAUUCCUUGCCAAGACGACUGUCAGUUCACCAACUGGUCCAAAUUUUCCUCAUGUAAUGGUGACUGUGGUGCAGUAAGGACAAGAAAGCGCUCACUUCUCGGGAAAAGUAAGAAAAAGGACAAGUGCAAGAAUGCUCAGCUCUACCCAGUGAUCGAGACUCAGUUUUGCCCAUGUGAUAAAUACAGUGCCCAGCCUGUGGGUAACUGGUCCGACUGCAUUUUACCAGAAGGAAAAGUGGAGGCCUUACUGGGGAUAAAAGUUCAAGGAGAAAUCAAGGAGUGCGGGCAGGGGUACCGGUACCAAGCCAUGGCAUGUUACGAUCAAAACAGCAGACUUGUGGAGACUUCAAGGUGUAACAGCCACGGUUACAUUGAGGAAGCAUGUAUUAUACCCUGCCCAUCUGACUGUAAACUAAGCGAGUGGUCUAAUUGGUCACGGUGUAGCAAGUCUUGUGGGAGUGGCGUUAAGGUUCGUUCCAAAUGGCUCCGUGAAAAGCCGUAUAACGGCGGAAGACCUUGUCCAAAACUGGAUCAUGUAAAUCAGGCUCAGGUGUAUGAAGUGGUCCCGUGUCACAGUGAUUGCAAUCAGUAUAUAUGGAUCACAGAGCCCUGGAGUAUUUGCAAAGUGACUAAUGUUGAUCUAAAGCAGAACUGCGGCGAAGGCGUUCAGACAAGAAAAGUGAGAUGCAUGCAGAACACAGUAGAUGGCCCUUCAGAUGUUGUGGAGGACUAUUUAUGUGAACCGGAGGAAAUGCCAUUGGGGGCCAGAAACUGCAAUCUGCCCUGUCCAGAAGACUGUGUGAUGUCUGAAUGGAGUGAAUGGAGCAGGUGUCCCUUGCCUUGUGAUGGAACCAGCUAUCGAGAGAGGUCAGCCGUACCUAUCCGACAAGCCGAGGAAGGAAAAGCCUGUCAUGUUGCAAUUGAAACCGAACCCUGCAACCUGAACAAGAACUGUUAUCACUAUGAAUACAACGUCACAGAUUGGAGCACUUGCCAGCUAAGUGUGAAGGCAGUUUGUGGAAAUGGGAUAAAAACAAGAAUGCUUGACUGCGUCCGCAGCGACGUCAAAUCAGUUGACUUGAAAUACUGCAAAGAGCUUGGCUUGGAAAGAACAUGGCAGAUGAAUAUAUCUUGUGUUGUGGAAUGUCCUAUCAACUGCCAACUCUCUGAAUGGUCAUUUUGGUCCAAAUGUUCCAAAGAAUGCGGCCUACAAGGUAAAAUGCUACGGAAUAGAACCGUGAUUCAACCUUCCCAGGGAGAUGGAAGACCCUGCCCUUCACAGAUGGAGCAAUCCAAACCCUGUCCGGUAAAGCCAUGUUACCGAUGGCAGUAUGGACGAUGGUCUUUGUGCAAAGUUGAGGAUGCUCAAUGCGGUGUAGGAACAAGGUUCAGAAACAUUUCUUGUGUUGUUUAUGAUGGAUCCAGGGAAGAUUCUGGUAAAAUAGUAGAUGAAGAGUUUUGUGGAGACAUUGACCUUAUUGUGAAUAAUGACAAGAACAUUGUGCUAGAUGAAUCAUGCACUGUCCCAUGCCCAGGUGAUUGUUACUUGAGUGAAUGGUCUGAGUGGAGUUUGUGUCAGCUGACUUGUGUUAAUGGAGAAGAUCUGGGCUUUGGUGGAAUAAAGAUGCGAUCUCGUGCAGUAAUACUUCAAGAAAUGGAAAAUCAACAUCUGUGUCCAGAACAAGUUGUGGAAUCACAACCAUGUAAUGAUGGUAAGUGUUAUGAGUACAAAUGGUUGGCCAGUCCUUGGAAAGGAUCUUCUCGAAUGGUCUGGUGUCAAAGGUCGGAUGGCUUAAAUGUGACAGGAGGCUGCUUAGAGGCAUAUCAUCCAGAGACUGAAAGAUCAUGUAACCCACCUUGCGCACAGCAACACUCAUAUUGCACCGAGACAGGGUCAUGUGGCUGUGAAGAUGGAUAUACUGAAGUAACGUCGUCUGAUGGAACCCUAGAUCAGUGCACUCUAAUACCAGUAGUAAUAAUGCCAACAUUAGAUGAAAAGAAGGGAGAUGUUAAAACAAGCCGAGCCAUCAACCCAACCCAGCCAUCGAGUAGUCAGUCAGGUUAUGGAGGAAGAACAUGGUUUUUACAACCCUUUGGAUCAGAUGGGAGACUGAAGACCUGGGUGUAUGGGGUGGCAGCUGGAGCCUUUGUGUUACUCAUCUUUGUUGUUUCUAUGAUCUAUUUGGCCUGCAAAAAGCCAAAGAAACCCCCGAGACGACAAAACAACCGCCUGAAACCAUUAACUCUGGCAUACGAUGGAGAUGCAGACAUGUGAACAAUCUUUGUGAACAUUCAACUUCCAUAUCUCAAGUCUAAAACAGCAAAUUAAGAAGAAACAAGGACUUCAUCAAACUAUUCACACCGAUUCUGAACCGUAACUACAGGUUAAUCUAGUUAACGUUACACAUAAAUUAUUAAUGGAUCCUAACGGAAGGAAAAUAAGCAUUUCAAAAUAUAUGUCCAUUUCAAGUACCUUACUCAGCACAAGACUCAACAGGCCAAUACGCAUGACUUCAUACCACACUCGGAACAGCUUUAAAUUUAACAACCUUUGUGUUUUUAAGUCAACGACAGAUAACUGGGGUAAUUGUACAUAAUGUCACAUGGAUGACGGAACGUUGAAGGUAUUAGAGGACCAUACAUGGAACAAAAUGGUUUCCAAAGUGACUUGUGCCACAAUGACAUGGAACUGUCCUACUCUGAUGUAUUUUUAGCAAGUUCCUCUCAACAGUACUAACUUGUAUAUGUUACGAUGUUUCUACUUUCUCUAACUCUCUUAAUGUUGCCUACAUCUUUUUUUUUUGCUAUAUGUAAGGCAAGAUAUUGCACUAUAUUAGUGCUGCAUGAUAUGCACUUAACUAGAUUUGCCAUAGAAAAGGCCUCUUCAUAAGGGAUGGUGUGUCUUGUGAUAGCAUUGUCAUGUAGACAUUAAAGAAAUAUCAGGUUGAAAGUAGAUUCUGUGACAGGAGAAAAUGACAACGUCAUGUAAAUAAAUCCCCCUGUUUCUUGUCACUGUAGUGUUUUCUAGUUAGAUGAGGUUAUGUAUGUUGUUUCUUGCUCUUUAAACAAAACCUUUUUCUUACCUGUCUUUGGUAUAAAAAAAUGAUUUACUUUGGAUAUUAUUGCUGUUUAUACUGAAAACAUGAUUUUAAACUGCUUUGUUUAUUUAAGAAAGGGGCCGUGACUGGGGCAUUCUGGGACAUGCUGCUAGAUGAGAGGUACCUCCCCAUUAACAAUCUGUGGUGGUAGCUACUGUAUUUAUUAAAGGUCAGGGACCUCUUAUGCAUUUAUAUAACUGAGAUACACUAUCAGCCCACUGUUCUGCAGUGAUUAGCAACCAAAGGCAUCCAAUGUUGCUGACUACAUCCUCCAGUAUCCCACUGUCAUUUAAAACAAGUUGGAAUGUAGGAGCUGUAUUUCAACAACAUCUACAGGAAAUCCUGUGGCCCAGUGUCAGACCUGAAUGCCAGGGACUACCAGAAAACCUUAGACCAUAGACCCACUCCAAACUAUUUUCCUCCUCUUCUCAAUCAAUCACUUUAUUCUCCUAGUCUCUUUUCUUUACAUACUGUAAUCUAUCCUUCCAUCGAUCUCUCCUUUUAAUUCCCACACAGAACUUGGGAAUGACCAUGAAAUAAUGAGAAGCAGUUGGGCCCACCAGGAGAUUUCCUGGUAUCCUUUUGGGCCAAUCCAACACUGUUGUUGCCCAUUGCUGCUUCACUGCCUAUCCCUAGUGAUGGGCGAAUUUAUUCACAAGGCGCAAACUCGCGGCAAAUUCCCGUGAUUUGCCACCGGCAAAUAAAUUGUCAAAACCACCGCUAAAAUUCGCCAGCGUCAAAAAAAAUGGACGCCGGCUUUUUUGGACACGGGCACAAUUUCACAAAAAAUGGACGCUCAUGUCCAAAAAACACUGUUGCUGUUUCGCGAAUUUUUCACCAUUUCGCGAAUUUCACUGGAAAUUCGCAAAUUUUUCCGCAAAGCAAAACACCCCAAAUUCGCCAUCACUAAUUAUCCCACUUUUUUAAGAUAAAUGUUUAAAAAGUGGAUAAUUCUUCAAAAUCCUACCAUAAUGAAUUAUUUUCAUUAUUUAAUAUGCUUGUCUGUUCACUGAACAUAUAAUUAUAAAUAUUUACUAAUAUUUGCCAUAGUUAUAUAAAAGUCCUAAAACAUCUACACACAUUGGGAUGGCAUAAUAAGCUGGAUGCCGUCUGCAAGCUGUUUUUGAAAUACAUCUCCCAACAUUGAAGAUUUUGAGCCAUUGGUAACAUCUUGUUCAUCGUUUUGAAUUGUUCAUACCAUGAUUUGCCUUGAUUUUCAUUGGUCUUUCAAUGUGUUUCAUCAGUAAAUGACCACCAUAAAUCUCAUUGAUAUAAUCAUUCUGAGAUAUGGACUCUUAUGGACUAAUUAUAAAUUGCUCUUCUAGCCAAUCCCAUUCAUCUCAUGCCGCAGGAAGCAACAUCCCUAGUCUUGCUGUUCCCCUACAAAUUUCUUUCCUUGAUCCCUGCACUUCAUUGAGUUUUAUAUCCUAAAUUAAGCUUAUGUUUAUGGUUUUAUUUAGACAGUAAAAGGAGCAUUGCAUGUAUUAAAAAUCACUCAAUGCCAUUAACCCCUAAAAAACUGUUCUUUACCACAUGCUCUUAAACUUUAUUGAGUUUUUGUUUUUACUUGCAUCUUCCACAUGCCACAUUUGAUUAAUGCCAUUGGUGAAUAACAUGGCAACAUGCCCAGGCAUUUGAGCAAUUUGAUGGAAUAAGGCAAUGAAUUGAAGUACUAUCUUCCAUCGUGUACUUCAAUUUCUACUGAAUCACAAUUUAUUUUACAGUAAAUGGAGCAAUUUAAGUCUAAAAAUGGCAGCGUCUGAAAGUAAUGCAAAAGUCUGCUCUUUAACUACAUUGGAAUUUGUGUCACUUAACCGCACAGAGGACAAUGUUUUAAUAAAUGACAAGCAUGGAGCAUUUCAUUAACGUAAUCAUAUUAUCAUUAAAAAGCUAGCUACAAAGCAAUAAUGGUAACCGCCUCUAUAUGUAUUCACUGUUGGAUAACUUCAUAAACUAUUGGCAUUUGUUACAUAUAUAUAUAUAUAAUCCUGCUACAUGUAACUUUAGCAAAAAUAGUAAAAAGUUCUAUUCUGAGGUUAAACUCUACAGUAAUUUAAUUAUAUUGGAAACGCUUCAUUAUUAAUCACGAAGUGAACAAACACACUUGACAAAUACACAUUACAUUUGGAGGAACAAAAAUCACGACAAAGCCAAAACCUUAGAUGUGAAAAUAUAUAAAAUAAUUGAAAAUUACAACAAUAAUAAUGUCAUUUAAUUUGUUUUGUAAAAAGUCUGCCAAACUAAAUCAGACAUUUUAAAUAAUGUAAAUAAUAAUCAGCGGUGAAUAAUAUAUUGUAAUAGGAAAACAACCAUUAUUGGGUGUUAUACUAAUUGAUCUGUCUAAAGAUGGCCAUAGAUGUUUUAAAAGAUUCUUUUCAUUAUCGUAGGACCUGAAACGAUCAUUUAAAUGAAAAUUUGUCCAUCAAAAAAAAGGCCAUUUCAUCUAGUUGAAACUAGGAAACUGUGGGUAGUUGCCUGCUUGGUCCUGAAAACAGUUAGACAAUAAAUACAUUUCACUUAGACCGAUGGAAAUUUUCUAACCUGGCCGACUGAUUUUCUGACCAAUGUCAGACGAAAAUUGUUAGUUCGGUGCCCACUAACCUCACGACAAUUUGACAGAUUUGUCAGAUUGCACGUAAAUCUAUUUUCAAAAAAUCUUUGGGCAAAAUUACAUUUUGUGAUGUUUGAAAUCAUUGCUGCUACAUUUUUGAACAUAAGGAGCAAAAAGCAAAGAGGACCUGUAACAUUCACUUCUCCAGUUUUCAGGCCAGUUUUCCAAAACAGCAAAACCACAUGUUUUUAGGACUAAGAACAAUGUAACACUAAUCCAAUGACUAAUCUCUUGGAAGAGGUUAUGGUUUUUCAAUUACCUUAGUAGAUAUUCUGGAGCAAAUGUGAAGGACUGCUAAACACUUAUGUUACUUUUCCUUUCAUCCCUUAUCAAAAGUGGUCAUAUAAUAGGAGUCCGUUUACUAAAGUGCGGUAAAUCUGACUUUAAGUUGCCGCUUGUUAUCACUGAGAAUAUUUUUCCCGCCAGAAUAUUCGCAGCGACUAAAUUUGCUAAACAGCGAUGCGUUCAGAAGUCAUUGCUAUCACUUGCGGUAACUACAUUAACGAAUCAGCUUACUCAGCAGUAAUUUUAGCGAGUUGCAAAUUUUCUGGUGACAAAUUACAUUUUUGCGAAUAUUUUCGCUAUUAAAUAGUCUUGU
Xenopus laevis (African clawed frog) is the source of this 9577-nucleotide messenger RNA. It is a transcript of the gene thsd7a.L, whose product is annotated as thrombospondin type 1 domain containing 7A L homeolog. The record is from RefSeq and is a predicted model, not a curated record. Lineage: Eukaryota; Metazoa; Chordata; Amphibia; Anura; Pipidae. The transcript has 29 exons. The coding region runs from base 578 to 5545 and encodes 1655 amino acids.